GGAAUAAACCGAUAACGUUUUUCUCCGCUACACCUCCUGCACACCGUGUGGUCUAAAAACACUUCAGGCUUUAAUUAUCGACAUGGCUGACAACAGAGACAAAUCUACCGACCAAAUGAAGAUAUGGAAGGAGAAUAGGAGCUCACAGAAAGCAGAUGUUCUGACCACAGGAGCCGGUCACCCCAUCGGGGACAAGCUGAACCUGCAGACGGCUGGACCCCGCGGUCCUCUCCUGGUCCAGGAUGUGGUCUUCACAGACGAGAUGGCCCACUUUGACCGGGAACGAAUCCCCGAGAGGGUGGUGCAUGCCAAAGGGGCAGGAGCGUUUGGUUACUUUGAGGUCACUCAUGACAUCACCCGCUACUCCAAGGCCAAGGUGUUUGAGCAUGUUGGCAAGACGACCCCCAUUGCUAUCCGUUUCUCCACCGUGGCUGGAGAGUCGGGCUCAGCCGACACCGUCCGGGACCCCAGAGGCUUUGCUGUCAAGUUUUACACCGAUGAGGGCAAUUGGGACCUGACGGGCAACAACACGCCCAUUUUCUUCAUCAGGGAUGCCCUGCUGUUUCCGUCCUUCAUUCAUUCCCAGAAGCGCAAUCCUCAAACCCACAUGAAGGACCCCGACAUGGUUUGGGACUUCUGGAGUCUGCGGCCCGAGAGUCUGCAUCAGGUGUCGUUCCUGUUCAGCGAUCGAGGUUUGCCCGACGGCUACCGUCACAUGAAUGGCUACGGCUCGCACACCUUCAAGCUGGUCAACGCCGGCGGCGACCGCUUUUACUGCAAGUUCCACUACAAGACUGAUCAAGGAAUAAAGAAUCUUUCCGUGGAGGAAGCUGAGCAUCUGGCCUCCACCAACCCAGAUUACGCCAUCGGAGAUCUGUUCAACGCAAUCGCAAACGGCAACUUCCCGUCCUGGACCUUCUACAUCCAAGUCAUGACCUUCGAACAGGCUGAGAGGUUCCAGUUCAACCCCUUCGACCUGACUAAGGUGUGGUCACACAAAGAGUUCCCCUUGAUCCCUGUGGGCAGACUGGUCCUCAACAGGAACCCGGUCAACUACUUUGCCGAGGUGGAGCAGCUGGCGUUCGACCCCAGCAACAUGCCGCCGGGCGUGGAGGCCAGCCCCGACAAGAUGCUGCAGGGCCGACUCUUCUCCUACCCCGAUACGCAUCGGCACCGGCUGGGGGCCAACUACCUGCAGAUCCCCGUCAACUGCCCCUUCAGAACCCGGGUGGCCAACUACCAGCGCGACGGUCCCAUGUGCAUGUUUGACAACCAAGGCGGCGCUCCCAACUACUAUCCGAACAGCUUCAGCGCUCCGGAGACGCAGCCUCGGUUUGUGGAGUCCAAGUUCAAAGUGUCUCCGGAUGUGGCCCGUUACAACAGUGAGGACGAGGACAACGUCACACAGGUUCGUGCCUUCUACACCAAAGUGCUGUGUGAAGACGAGCGCCAGAGACUUUGCCAGAAUAUGGCGGGAGCCUUGAAGGGAGCCCAGCUCUUCAUCCAGAAACGCAUGGUAGAGACCCUGAAGGCUGUUCAUCCAGACUAUGGGAACAGGGUCCAGACCCUCCUCAACAAGUAUAACGCAGAGGCCAAAAAGGAUGCGAGUGUGCGGGUCUACAGCCGUCCAGGAGCUUCGGCCGUCGCCGCUUCCUCCAAGAUGUGAUGCCUCCAGACUCCAGCAAGCUCAUUACUCAGAGAGCAGAAGGACUGGUGAAGACUAACCGCCUCCACCAGGAACCAGACUGAACCUGCCGACUGCUGACGAUGUUUAAAACCGGGUUUGCGUUAGUUCCUUUCUAAAUCCGUCAUUCUCAGCUGUUGAUUUUCCUGCAUCUGCAAUGAAAUCCUGAAGAACAAAUAUCAAACUGGGGUUUUGUUUCCUUUAACAAUACUUGACUUAAUGUGCCUUUGAAUGUUCUGUUUGAUUAACCUGAUAAUUAUGUACGUUAAUGGUUUAUUUUAAUACCAAAUGCCACAAGAGAACAUGAAGCCGUGAAUGUGUUGCCUUAAAUGUUUCCUGCAGAGGCGUCUGGUGGCUGCUUUGAUGUCGAGUCGAGGUUCGUGCAGGUUUAAGAGGGAAAACUAAAUGAUCAGUUUUGGUUUCAAUUACUCAUGUUUGACUGAAUUACUAAAUGUUAAUUAUAAAAUGAAAUUGUACUUUUUUUUUUUAAAUAUUAAAAACCGCACUUAAAAAUCUCUGAUA
Cololabis saira (Pacific saury) is the source of this 2206-nucleotide messenger RNA. It is a transcript of the gene cat, whose product is annotated as catalase. The record is from RefSeq and is a predicted model, not a curated record. Gene Ontology annotation, cellular component: cytoplasm; peroxisome; mitochondrion. Gene Ontology annotation, molecular function: catalase activity; heme binding. Lineage: Eukaryota; Metazoa; Chordata; Actinopteri; Beloniformes; Belonidae. The transcript has 13 exons. Gene Ontology annotation, biological process: hydrogen peroxide catabolic process; response to hydrogen peroxide. Bases 83 to 1666 code for a protein of 527 amino acids.